This is a messenger RNA of Microplitis demolitor, 3050 nucleotides long. It is a transcript of the gene Dredd, whose product is annotated as caspase-6. The record is from RefSeq and is a predicted model, not a curated record. Gene Ontology annotation, biological process: proteolysis. Gene Ontology annotation, molecular function: cysteine-type endopeptidase activity. Bases 196 to 1791 code for a protein of 531 amino acids. The transcript is spliced from 6 exons. Lineage: Eukaryota; Metazoa; Arthropoda; Insecta; Hymenoptera; Braconidae.
UUUUUAGCUGAUAACCAAAACAAUGGCAGUGUCUCAUAUUUCACUUAUAUAUGAAUACUAUUUCAUAUUUAUUUUAAUUCAAAAAUUAAAUAAACAAUAAUUAUUGUUAUUUAAAUACCAUGUCAUUUAAAAAUUUUAUUUUAAAAUUUUUUUUAAGUUUUACUAUUUAAAUUAUUUAAAUAAAUUUUAUACAAAAUGAGUAUUUUAAGAACGGACGCACUACCUUCAAAGUCAAUUCUGUCAAAUUACACCCAAGUACUUGACAAAAACAUAAUAAAUAUAAUAGAAAAUGAUUUGAAUAUAAACCAAAAAAUAUCAAUUAUAUUUCUAUGCAUCGCUGAUAAAAUUAAUGUCAAUGUUUAUCAUAACUUUAUGCUAAAGUUGAUCAGCUGUAAUGAAAAAAUAAUUUUUAAUGAAGAUAAUAAAAAUAACGAGGGUAAGGUUUACAUAUUAUAUGACUUAAUUGCCGAUGUUGCUGAUUGGAAGGAUAAGUUUAUUGAAGCCUUGUGUAUUAUUAAUAACAAAAUGAUUAUUAAUCAACUGGGAUUGAUUGUUGAUGAUUUGUAUCAGCAAUAUUGUCCACUGCAAUCGCGGAUUGUUGGUAAAGUAAACGUUGCCAAUAAAAUUUUAUUCCAAUUAUUUGAAUCGCUGAGUGAGAAAGAGACAAAGGAAUUUUUAAAAUUAAUUUAUAAUGAAAAAGAUGUUGGUAUUGAAAGUGAUCCACGGUUAAAGGAUAUAUUUUUAAUGGAAAUUCAUGCGCUCUAUUGGUUGUCUAUUGGAUUCAUUAAAAUUACACCAGCUGGAGGUGAUUUGAGUGCGUUAUUGAAAUAUUUAAAACCACUUGGACACUUUGACAAACCGAUUUUCCAUGAUAUUGAAUGGUACAAUAAAAAAUAUUCUAAUAAAAGUCAAUAUUUUAUUAACAAUAGUAACAAUAACAAUGGAAAAUUAUCAUUGUUAACAAAAUUAAAAUCUUCAAAUUUAAAAAAAAAAAUUGAGGAAAUUGAUUCUGAUAAAAUAAUUAUUAAAAAUGGUCUGUGCUUAAUUAUUAAUGAAAUGAAUUUUCCUAAUACUGCAUAUGAAGAUCGUGCCGGCAGUAAAGCAGACGUAGAAAAUUUGAAACAAACUUUUAAAAAUUUAGGUUUUGAGAUAAAUUGCUAUGAAGAUCUUCGCGCAGAUGAAAUCGUUAAAAAAAUUUAUCACUACGCGACUAGAAAAACGAAACGUUACGAUUGUUUCGUUGUUUGUUUGCUGAGUCACGGAUAUCCCGAUGGGAUAAUUUCCAGUGACCAUAAAAAAAUAACAUUUGAAGACAUAGAAAAAUGUCUUUGCCUAAAAGAAAUGUCACAUACAUUAAAACUAGUUAUUGUUCAAGCUUGUCAAGGUGAUACGACUGGCAUCGCUUCGUCGAAAAACAACCUCGCUGUCGAUGGGUCUAAUUCGAGUGAUAAAAAUAUUAAGAUACCCAAAAAUUUGUUCGCUGAUGGCAAUCCAUUGAAAGCCAAAAAAAUUGACUAUAGAAAAGAAUUUUUAUUGUUUAAAUCUACCAUGAAAGGUUACGUUGCCAUACGUCAUAAGGAAGAAGGGUCCUGGUUCAUUACCGAUGUAUGCAAAGUUCUUAAUGACAUCGAGACUCAUUUAUCAAUCGAUGAAUGGAGUCGGCAAGUAAAAAAAAAAAUAAGCUCAAGAUGCGGAGAAGUCAAUGGUCUAAAUGCUGGGCAAUUGGCCGAAACUGAGCGUGAUCGUCGUACAAAAGAAUACUUUUUUUUAUACCAACCAAUUAAUCAAUAGUUAGUUUUAAAUUAAUCAUAUUGAUAUAUAGAACGUGACUUAAUAAUUUAAGUUAAUCAUACUUUUAUUUGUUAACAAAUAUAUAGUAAUUCUAGGUUAAAAUGGCUGCGUUCAAAUUUACUAAGUACGGAAGUUGGGUUAGCUCACUUUCAACUUGUAAGAAAGUGGCUCUAUCUCGUGUCCAUUUUUAACUUAAUUAAAAGUGACACUUUCAAUAUGUGCACAAGUUGAAAGUGGACACGAGAUGGAGCCACUUUCUUACAAGUUGAAGGUAAUCUGACCCAGCUUCCGUAACUACGCUCUGAACAAUACUAAGUAUUGUUCCGAGCAUACUAUACAUUUGAGUCGAUAAAAGAAUUACUUUUUGCCCACUACUUAGCUAUAAGAAGCGCAUGUACAAUCUGACAUUAAUUUAUACCAGGUCGUAUUGCACUCGGCUCGAUUAAUUUUUCUACUUUAGUCCAUCUACUUUGGAACCAUCAAGCAGAAGGCAACACGACCCAGUACAAGUUAAUGGCGCAGAUUGUCUUGCCCGGAGGCGCAUGCGCAGUAAUGGAAAUUGCAAACAACGGUGAGGUAAUCAUUGUUUUGAGACUCAAUUAUACUGUAUACGCCAUUUUAAAAAAUAAUAAAUCAUUUAAUUAUGUUAGAGAACACACUCAUCAAAAAAUUUUAAGUAUAUUUUAAUUAAUAAUAUAAUUAAAUUUUGGCAGUUGUAAUAUUAAUCAUUAUCAUGAUACUGAUGUCCAAUGAGAUUAAUAGACAUAAACUCAAUUUGUGAUAAUAAUGUGUCUAUUAGUCUAGUGAUAAGAAAAUCCAGUGGUGUUUAUAAUAAUAAUAAGGGUACAAGUAUUUUUUUCAAAUUACAUGGAAAAAAAAGUAACGGUAAAUUUUUGUAUCAGCUGAUGGUGCUUGAGUUUCAGGUAUAGGGAGUGGGGGAAAUAGUAUAGGAAGUAUAUAAAAAAUAUUAUAAAUAAUACAGACAAUUUGCAUUACUUUUUUUUCCAUGUAAUACAUUUUUUUAUGAACGUUAGUAAAUAUUUAUAAUUUGUGUUUUAAAAAAAAAAAAUUGGGAAUUUGUUUUUUAUAUUUAUAUGAAGAAAACUAUAAAUAUUUAUUUUAUUUUUGUUUAAUUUAGAAAAAAAAAAAAGGUAUCUAAUAAAAAAAAAUUGUUCUUUUUACUGUGAUCCUAAGAUUUUGAAAAAUUUUUAUAACCGUUAGUGGGUUAAUAAAUAAUAUUACGACUUAAUAAAAUAUAA